CUCUCAUUUCUUUUAUAGUGUCAUGGUUGUUGCAUUUUUGAAUUAUUUCUCAUAUCCCAAAUCAAGUUUGACUCGAUGACCUCCGCAACAAUGGCUGUGGUGGAGCGCCAUAUUCAAGAUGAGAGCCUGGCCAAAUAUCUAGAGCCGCAUUUUGGUUAUCCGAGCCGGACCAGGCCCUGUGUCAACGAUCCGGGCAGCUGCGACUAUCUAGACAACGUGUAUUGGAUGCACGAUGUCUCAAUGCUGUACUCAUACAUUAUGUGGGGAGUCAUUCUUGGUAUUCUCGCCGUCUGGGCCAUGCUCAGACUGAUAAAUCCGAGCCGUAGAGCAAGUGUGCCAAAAGCAGAGUUGGAAACACAAGCAACGGCGUAUCCUCGAGGCGCAUAUUAUAGAGCAUGGCGAUCAGUGGCUGCAACGAGGCAGCGGUACCUGCUUCCCGAGUCUUUUGCUUCCAUCUUUGGCCGUGUUACACGGAUACAAGUUCUGAUCUUAGCCAUUAUGUCGGGAUAUCUGCUGGUCUUCUCGCUCGUCGCGAUUGUCUAUAAAACAUAUAUUACUCCGGUGAAGGGCACAAAUCUGCUCAAUACAAGGACUGGCAUGGGCGGAUUCUCUGACCGCAUUGGAAUUUUGGCAUAUGCCCUGACACCCCUCAGCGUCCUUCUCUCUAGUAGAGAAAGCAUCCUCUCCGUCGUCACUGGAAUCUCGUAUCAGCAUUUCAAUUUCCUCCACCGCUGGGUCGGGCGAAUAAUAUUCGUCCAGUCUUUCCUGCACACGCUGGUGUGGACCAUUGUGGAAGGUAAAUUAUACCAACCCCAACCGUCAGUCUAUCGAACAUUCAUCGCCCAACCCUAUAUAAUAUGGGGCUGCUUCGCCAUGCUUUUUAUUACCUUUCUCUACGUCUUUAGUCUCCGCCGCGUCAUCCAAUGGACCGGCUACGAAUUCUUCAAAAAAUCCCAUUACAUUGUCGCCUCUCUCUACAUCGGCGCAUGCUGGGGCCAUUGGGACAAGCUCUACUUCUGGAUGCUGGCAUCCCUCAUCGUAGUCCUUCUCGACCUCGGCAUACGCAUCCUCGGCAUCGGCCUUAACCACAUAGGCUACACUAAAUCCGGUUCCAUAGGCUUCACCCCCGCCCCCGCCGCGCUCCGCGCCUUCGGUACCGGUCCUGACACCGUCAUCCGCAUCGACUUCUCCCACCCCUCCCCCGCCUGGAAACCCGGUCAACACUUCUACCUCUGCUUCCCCGCCCUCUCCAUCUGGCAAAGCCACCCUUUCACACCCUCCUCUCUUUCCCCUGCCGCCGGAACCACACCUCAUCACACCUACAUUGUCCGCGCCCUGUCUGGUGAGACAACGCGCCUCGCAACACUUGCCUGCGAAAUUGAAGGCGCGACUACUCCUGUCAUCCUCACAGGCCCGUAUGGCGCGCGCGUCGCACUUGAGACUCCGAAUCUCCUCGCUGUGGCGGGAGGGACGGGAAUUUCCUUCGCGCUGCCGCUUGUGAUAGAAGCAGCAGGGAGUGAGAAGCAUAAGGCUGGGUUGGUGCAGCUCGUGUGGGUUGUGCGAGGGGCGAGGGAUUUGGCGUGGGUUAAGGAAGAAAUGGGGGUGUUGAGGGCGAGGGCUGCAGAGGGGAGGGUUGAGGUGAAGGUUUUUGUUACGAGGGAGGCCGGUCCGAUGGAGGGUGAGGUUGAGGAGGAUGGAGUCGUUGUGGUUGAGGCAAAGGUUGGUGAGAAAUUAGAGGCUGUGGUUGACGUGAAGGAUGAGAACACCAAGACGGAGGUCUCGGUGCUGGACUUGGCCCUGGCGGAGGAAAGUCGUGGGUUCUCGGUCACAUACUUGGGCGGUGCACAUCCCGAUCUUAGCGCUGUCGUGCAAGACUACAUAGAGCGUAGCCCGGCGUCUGGGGGGAGGAUACAAGUCAUGGCCAGCGGUCCCGCGGGUAUUGGAAGUACGCUGAGGAGCGUGGUGGCGAAGUGUAAUGACGGAGGAAAGGUGGGGAGGGGAGAAGAGAAGUCAGAUGUGGGGCUAUAUUGGGAUGAUAGGUUUUUAUAGGGAUACGUUAGAUUAUGGGCACUAGAAUAAGCAGAUAUACGAAGCACAUGCAUUGAACAGACACAAGAUGGG
Pseudogymnoascus verrucosus is the source of this 2121-nucleotide messenger RNA. RefSeq lists its product as uncharacterized. The coding region runs from base 76 to 2049 and encodes 657 amino acids. NCBI's taxonomy places the organism in Eukaryota, Fungi, Ascomycota, Leotiomycetes, Thelebolales, Thelebolaceae. The record is from RefSeq and is a predicted model, not a curated record. The transcript is spliced from 3 exons. Gene Ontology annotation, cellular component: plasma membrane. Gene Ontology annotation, biological process: copper ion import; iron ion transport; intracellular iron ion homeostasis. Gene Ontology annotation, molecular function: ferric-chelate reductase activity.